AUGGAGAACUCCUUUCUGAACACCCCAGCAGAGGCGCUGGACCACUUCAAUGUCUCGGAAAACUCAGGCCUGUCGCAAGAUGCCGUGCUGAAGUCUAGAAUGAAGUAUGGUCCUAAUGCCCUAGCUGAAGACCCCCCAACCCCUCUUUGGGAAUUGAUUUUAGAACAAUUCAAGGACCAGUUGGUCCUCAUUCUCCUGGGAUCCGCUGCCGUUUCCUUUGUUUUGGCCCUGUUUGAAGAAAGCGACGACUGGACUGCCUUUGUUGACCCGGCUGUGAUUCUUACUAUUCUGAUCCUUAAUGCGGUGGUGGGUGUAACCCAGGAAAGCAGCGCCGAGAAGGCAAUUGCGGCCCUCCAGGAAUAUUCGGCCAACGAGGCCAAGGUCGUGCGUGGUGGAAAAACCCAGCGUGUCAAGGCUGAGGAUCUGGUCCCCGGUGAUGUGAUCCACAUUGCCGUUGGUGAUCGUGUCCCCGCCGACUGCCGCCUGCUCUCUAUUCACAGCAACAGCUUCCGGGUUGAUCAGGCUAUCUUGACCGGCGAGAGUGAGAGUGUCGCCAAGGAGACCGAUGCAGUCAAGGAUCGUCAGGCUGUUAAACAGGAACAGGUCAACAUGCUUUUCUCGGGUACUACUGUCGUCAAUGGCCACGCUACUGCUCUGGUUGUCUUGACCGGCGGAUCAACUGCCAUCGGUGACAUCCACGAUAGCAUUACUUCCCAGAUCUCAGAGCCAACACCGUUGAAGCAGAAGCUGAAUGACUUUGGUGACAUGCUUGCUAAGGUGAUUACGGUCAUUUGCGUCCUGGUUUGGCUCAUCAACAUUGAACACUUCAACGACCCCUCCUUCGGUGGAUCUUGGACCAAAGGUGCAAUCUACUACCUGAAGAUUGCGGUCUCUCUCGGUGUGGCAGCUAUUCCUGAAGGGCUCGCUGUGGUCAUCACCACUUGCUUGGCUCUCGGAACUCGCAAGAUGGCCCAGAAGAACGCAGUUGUCCGGUCUCUGCCCUCGGUGGAAACCCUGGGUAGUUGCAGCGUGAUUUGCUCUGAUAAGACAGGAACUUUGACCACUAACCAGAUGAGCGUGGAGAAGAUUGUUUACCUGGCUAGCUCCGGCAAUGGCGUCGAGGAGAUUGAUGUGGAAGGUACCACUUUUGCACCGGAGGGCAAGCUGUCCUGCAAUGGUAAGGUCGCUGAGAACCUGGCCGUGACCUCGUCUACUAUUCGGCAGCUCACCGAGGUUACCGCUCUUUGUAACGCCGCUACAUUGUCCUAUGAUCCUAAGACCCGUGCCUUCUCAAACAUUGGUGAACCGACUGAGGCAGCCCUCCGCGCCUUGACUGAGAAGAUCGGUACCAGCGACGCCGCCACGAACCAGGACCUUUUCCGCCUUCCAGCUUCUGAGAGACUGCAUCUCGCAAGCUCGCACUACGAAUCCCGUCUUCCCCUCCAGGCCACUUACGAGUUCUCCCGUGACCGUAAGAGCAUGUCGGUUCUUGUUGGCAAAGGCAAGGAGCAGAAGCUUCUGGUCAAGGGUGCCCCUGAGUCAAUUCUGGAACGCUGCUCUCAUAUUUUGCAAGGCUCUGAAGGAUCCCAGGUCCCUCUUUCCAAGAAGCACGCCCAGCUGCUUUCUGAGCAGGUGGUUGAAUACGGUAACCAAGGUCUCCGCGUUAUGGCUGUCGCGAGUGUGAGCGAUGUGUCAGGCAACAAACUCUUGAAGAAUGCAACCUCUACCGAGGACUACGCCAAGCUUGAGCAGAACAUGACUCUUAUUGGUCUUAUUGGCAUGUUGGACCCCCCGCGCCCCGAAGUUGCGGCGUCCAUCAAGAAAUGCAAGGAUGCUGGUAUUCGUGUCAUUGUCAUCACCGGUGAUAGCCCCAACACCGCCGAGUCCAUCUGUCGCCAAAUUGGCAUUUUCGGAGCCAACGAGGAUCUCACCGGCAAGAGCUUCACGGGCCGCGAAUUCGAUAACCUCAGCGAGAGUGAGAAGAUGAAGGCGGUUGAGACCGCAUCCCUGUUCUCCCGCACCGAGCCCACUCACAAGUCCAAGUUGGUUGAUCUGCUUCAGUCCAUGAACCAUGUGGUUGCCAUGACUGGUGACGGUGUCAACGACGCUCCCGCUCUCAAGAAGUCCGAUAUUGGUGUCGCCAUGGGUACUGGUACUGAUGUGGCCAAGCUUGCUGCCGACAUGGUUCUCGCCGACGACAACUUCGCCACGAUCACCGUCGCCGUUGAGGAAGGUCGAUCAAUCUACAGCAACACCCAGCAGUUCAUUCGCUCCUAUGGGUCAAUCUUGUCACCGACGGUCUCCCUGCUACUGCUCUCUCCUUCAACCCCCCCCGACCACGAUGUCAUGAAACGCCGUCCCCGUCGCCGUGAUGAGCCGCUUGUUGGUGGCUGGCUCUUGUUCCGCUACAUGGUUAUUGGUACCUACGUGGGCGCUGCUACAGUGUUCGGUUAUGUUUGGUGGUUCAUGUACAACCCCGAAGGCCCUCAGAUCACAUACUUCCAGCUGUCUCACUUCCACCGUUGCUCUUCGCAGUUCCCCGAGAUUGGCUGUGAGAUGUUCAGUAAUGAUAUGGCCAAAUCCGCGUCAACCGUGUCCCUUUCCAUCCUUGUGGUCAUUGAGAUGCUGAACGCGAUGAAUGCCCUGUCAUCCAGCGAAUCUCUCUUCACCUUCUUCCUGCACAACAACCCGAUGCUGGUGUACGCCAUCACCCUCUCGAUGACCCUUCACUUUGCUAUUCUCUACAUUCCCUUCCUCCAGACCUUGUUCGCUAUCAUCCCUCUGAACUGGACUGAAUGGCAGGCCGUCUUGGUGAUCAGUGCUCCUGUGAUUGCGAUCGACGAGAUCCUUAAGUUCGUGGAGCGCCGCCUUGACACAUCACAUGUCACCGAUGCCGCAAUUACCCAGAAUGGCACUGCUGGCAAGCCUAAGCGCGCAUAA
This is a messenger RNA of Penicillium longicatenatum, 2940 nucleotides long. Its product is annotated as Sarcoplasmic/endoplasmic reticulum calcium ATPase 1. Bases 1 to 2940 code for a protein of 979 amino acids. The transcript is spliced from 6 exons. Gene Ontology annotation, molecular function: P-type calcium transporter activity; ATP binding; ATP hydrolysis activity. Gene Ontology annotation, cellular component: membrane. The record is from RefSeq and is a predicted model, not a curated record. Lineage: Eukaryota; Fungi; Ascomycota; Eurotiomycetes; Eurotiales; Aspergillaceae. Gene Ontology annotation, biological process: intracellular calcium ion homeostasis; calcium ion transmembrane transport.